AUGGUAGAAAAGGUCACUGACUUUUUCAAAGGAUGGAAAAACAAACGGAUUACAUCAACAUCGUAUUAUCACGUAGCUAAUGGACAAGCAGAGUCAACAAAUAAAAUUAUUAUCAAUAAUAUAAAGAAACGUUUGGAAGAAUCAAAAGACAGGUGGCCUGAAGUGCUACUUGGGGUGUUAUGGUCCUAUAGGACAACGACAAAAAUAAGCACGGGAGAAACUCCAUUUUCAUUUGUUUAUGGUAUUGAGGCACUAAUUCUAGUGGAAAUAGGAGAACCAAGCCUGAGGUUUGAACAUACAAAUGAAUUAUCCAAUGAAGAAGAACUUCGUACAAAUUUGGAUUUGAUAGAAGAACGAAGGGAAGCAUCUUUGAUACAGAUGGCAACACAAAAGCAAAGGAUUGAGCGACAUUACAACAAAAGGGCGUAUCUUCGAUAUUUAAAGAUUCGGGACUUUGUCCUUAAGAAGGUGUUUUAG
Molecule: messenger RNA, 477 nt
Organism: Nicotiana tabacum (common tobacco)
Lineage: Eukaryota; Viridiplantae; Streptophyta; Magnoliopsida; Solanales; Solanaceae
Molecular function (GO): nucleic acid binding
Source: RefSeq, a predicted model, not a curated record